Messenger RNA from Protopterus annectens (West African lungfish), 1175 nucleotides. It is a transcript of the gene TAMALIN, whose product is annotated as trafficking regulator and scaffold protein tamalin. The transcript has 8 exons. Gene Ontology annotation, molecular function: protein binding. The record is from RefSeq and is a predicted model, not a curated record. NCBI's taxonomy places the organism in Eukaryota, Metazoa, Chordata, Ceratodontiformes, Protopteridae. Bases 100 to 975 code for a protein of 291 amino acids.
GAAGUUGUAGUCAUAUUUUUUUUCUAACGUUUGUUACUACUUUUUUAGGGCUCUCCUGUAAAAUGGAAAACUCUGACUCAGUCUUCUGAACAGCAGAGGAUGCUGGAAAGGGGGCACUUAACCCAGAUAACUGGAUGCCUGAGGAAGAUCAUUACUUUGCACAAAGAAGACAGUGAACCAUUUGGCUUUGAAAUUCAGACCUACGGAGUACAUCGCCAAGAUGACAAUACUGUUGAGAUGUUAACGUUUGUGUGCAGAGUCCAUAAGAACAGUGUUGCAGAGGUAGCAGGACUGAAACAAGGUGACACGAUUGUAGGCAUAAAUGGAAUCUGUGUAGAGGGCAUGCGCCACAAGGAGAUUGUGGAAAUUAUCAAGUCUUGCAGUCGCUUUGUGAGGUUGGAAACUGUUUACGGGACAGAUAUAAGGAAGACUGAGCUGGAAACAAGGCUGCAGUAUCUUAAGCAAACACUGCAUGAAAAGUAUGAAGAAUAUCGUUCAUUGAUGGUCCAGGAACAGCGGCUUGUUAAUGGCAUUGUUACGACUGAUCCGACUGUGUAUGAUACCUUGGAAUCGGUUCAAGCUUACGUCUAUGGACAGCAUUUAUUCCCCAACCCUGCCCUUCAUAGAGAGGACUUGUACCGAAUGAGUACGUGUAGCAGCAGCAGUUGUGUCAGCACUGGAACAGAUGAAAGUGAUGACCACCUUUACACCACCUGCAUGUUUGAUCCUGUGGAGGAAAACGGUACUCACAACAGAGACCGUCAUGUUCCUGUAAGUAAACCUACGCUAAGCAGGAGUGCUAGUCUGAGAACUACCCAAAAUGGGGCAGAUUAUCGAUCUAGGGACAGGGUAUGUGAGCAGAAUCACUUUAUUACACUGCCACGUAAAUCAAAACAGAAAAGUCUUCGAAAGAGACUCCUGAAGUUUAUUCCUGGACUGAACAAAUCUGUUGAGGAGGAGGAAAGCCAGUUAUGAUACAGUUAAUAUUGUGCCACUGUUUACAUCUGUUUUUGGUUGUUUUUGUAAAGAUUUUAUUUAUUUUAUUUAUUGUUUACUAAAUGUAAAAAUUAUUUUUCAUUGGAUUAUCGCUUGUACUAAAAAAAGAAAAAAAAAAUCACCUGCCAGCUUAAUCAUGGUAAGGUUUUGGUAUAAUAAAUAUUUGUUUAAUAACAGCA